Blepharisma stoltei is the source of this 1811-nucleotide messenger RNA. The record is from the annotation of a GenBank genome assembly. NCBI's taxonomy places the organism in Eukaryota, Ciliophora, Heterotrichea, Heterotrichida, Blepharismidae.
AUGGCAGCUUAUAAUAAUAAAUCCAUGGAAGCUGAAGACUUGCCGAAGAAAAGGAAACACGAAAGUAGCCAUUGGUGGGAAGACGACCUCGAAGACAAGUCCACAAUUAAAUGAAAUUCACUAGAACAUCAUGGUGUAAUGUUUCCGCCAUUAUAUCAGCCUCAUGGAAUGCCUAUUCUUUAUAAUGGUGAACAUGUAUCCCUUACUCCAGAACAAGAAGAAGUCGCCACAAUGUGGGCCUCAGUCGUUGGAACCGAAUGGGAAACAAAAGAAAUUUUCAGAAAAAAUUUCGAAAAGAACUGGCUAAGAGUUUUAGGCGAAAACCACACAAUUAAGAGCCUAGAUGGCUGCGACUUUAAAGGGAUCCAGGCUCAUAUUGAAGCACAAAGAGAACUGAGAAAAGCAAGACCUACAGAAGAAAAAAAGGCUGAAAGAGAAAUUAAGCAAAAAAUUGAUGAGGAAAUGGGAUAUGCGAUAGUUGAUAAUGUAAGGGAAAAAAUAUCGAAUAUUAUUGUAGAACCUCCUGGACUAUUUAGAGGAAGAGGACAGCACCCAAAAGCAGGGUAUUUGAAAGCAAGACUGUCACCUGAAGAUAUCACUAUAAAUGUUGGGAAAGGCAACAAAGUACCAAUAUGCCCACUUCCAGGCCAUGCCUGAAAAAAUGUGACUCACAAUAGCACUGUGACUUGGCUUGCAUUUUAUAAAGACCCAGAGCUUACUUUUUCAAAUGUAAAAUAUGUGUAUUUAUCAGCAUCCUCCAAAUUUAAAGGACUUAAUGAUAAGCUGAAAUACGAAAAAGCAAGAAGGCUAAAAGAGUAUAUUGAAGGAAUAAGAGAAAAUUACCACGGGAAAAUCCGUUCAGAAAACGCUCUUGAUCGACAACUCGGCUCAGCUUUGUAUUUAUUCUUUUUUUUUCCAUAUUUUCCAAUUUUUUAUUAUUUUCGUUAUUAUAAUUAUUACUUUAAUGCAGUAUAAUCGAUAAACUUGCAUUGCGUGUUGGCAAUGAAAAAUCAGAAGAUGAAGCUGACACAGUAGGCUGCUGUUCUUUAAGAGUCGAGCACAUAAAGCUUGAAGAGGACUAUCACAUUACUUUAGAUUUCCUUGGCAAAGACUCAAUGAGGUACUUCAACACAGUACAAAUCAUCCCUGAAGUCUAUGAAAAUUUAAAAGGCUUUAUUAGUGGAAAGGAUAAAGAAAAUGAAUUAUUUGACUUAAUUACAACAACCUCACUUAAUGAAUAUUUAAAGAGCUUUAUGGAAGGGCUUUCUGCAAAGGUGUUUAGGACUUAUAAUGCAUCUAUUUGUCUGCAGCAGCAAUUAGCAAAAUUUAAUGAAUUAGAUCAGACUGUAGAGGAAAAAGUGAAAUUUUAUACAGAUGCCAAUAGGGAAGUAGCUAUUUUGUGCAAUCAUCAAAAAUCUACUCCAAAAAAUUUUGAUGCACAAAUGGAAAAACUUCAAGACAAAUUAAAAGAAAAACUGGAUAUUAUCGUUAUGCUAGAAGACCAUAUAAAAUUCCUAAAGAAUGGAAAAAACCCAGUUAAAACUGAUAAAAAACUGCCUACAAAUGAAGAAAGCGCGAGAAAAGCAUUAGCCAGAGCUAAAACAACUGUGAAGAAUAUGGAAAUUAGGCUGAAAAUGAAAGAUGAUAACAAAACAGUUGCGUUGGGGACUUCUAAAAUUAAUUAUAUGGAUCCGAGAAUUACUGUAGCCUGGUGCAAAAAAGAAGAAGUCCCAAUUGAAAGGAUAUUCCCUAAAACUUUGAGAGCUAAAUUCAUUUGGGCGAUGUACGCAGAACCUUCUUGGCAAUUCUAA